AUAUAGUAUGGUAUUUAUAGAAAGCUUUUCAGCAGUGUUCGCCAUUGGCAAGAAAACAAGGUUUAUACUAACAUGCUGAAUGAGGACUAAUCCUAGGAAUAAGACGGGAUGAUGAUUUAGAUACUAUAAAUAAUCAGGAUAUAUAUUUGAAACAUUUACAAUGCAUGUGACAGUUUUUCUUAUAAUAUUUUUGUGUUCAUUGCACGUUUGUGAGUCGUAUUAUAAUGAUGACUUUACUUUCCUUCGAGAUGAAGAUGUUUCCCACAUAGAUGAUCAUAUAGAAGAUGAUGCCUUAAAUGUUUUCGAAAACGUUCAAAAAAAAUCCUUCCAAAGUUACAAACGCCUUGUAUGCCGCCGUUGGAAUCACCACUGUGUUCCAUGGACAAACAGACCUGGCUUUAAAUGUUGCAAUGGACUUUCAUGCAAAUGCAAUCUCUGGAUGCAGAACUGCCGCUGUGUCAGUCGACUUUGGGGACGUUAGAUAAAUCGAAGAUUUGAUAUUAUGUCCCAUGGAAACAUUAUGUCUCAAUUUUUCUGAGAUUUCAAUUAUAAGAGGACACUCCUUAUUAGUCUGUUUUGAAUACAAAUAUUUCUUACAAACAUGUACCAGAUUUGCAUAUAAGCGGAAUGAUUCAGAACAAAAUGAGAAAAUUAAAAGAAAAAAUGCAUAAGUGUAA
Molecule: messenger RNA, 677 nt
Organism: Mercenaria mercenaria
Lineage: Eukaryota; Metazoa; Mollusca; Bivalvia; Venerida; Veneridae
Exons: 3
Coding region: 161-481 (106 amino acids)
Cellular component (GO): extracellular region
Molecular function (GO): ion channel inhibitor activity
Source: RefSeq, a predicted model, not a curated record